CGUCCACCAACGUAAGUGUAUUUCUCCUCUUUUAUAGCCAAAAAGACAAUUUCAAUAUUUUCUUCCAUAGAAUCUCUCCAAUUUUUGGAUUCUUUUUUUCUUCUUCUUCUUCAAUUAGUCUCAAUUGAAUCAGAAUCUCACCCCAGGGCUAUCUUUCUCCCUUCAUUUUCUUUUCGUUUUCAUCUUGAAAUUCUUGAGGAAAAAUCAAACUCUCUCUGCAUUUUCAAGGCGAUUCGGAUUCAGAUUCGGAUUCGGUUUCUCAUAUAUGGGCUUCUUGCGCAAAGAUCGAAUCUUUAUUUUUCUCUCCUCAAGACAAUUUUGGGUUUGAAUAUUGAGAGCUGGUUAGCCAAUAUUCGCAGUGGAUAACAAGAUGAUGGAAAUAGCUUAUCAGCCUCGUAUUGAUUCCGAAAUAGAAUCACUCGUCGAGAGAAUCAAUCCUCCCAGGGUUUGUGUAGACAACGACUCAGACCCACAGUGUACACUUGUUAAGGUAGAUAGCGCGAAUAAGUAUGGGAUAUUACUGGACAUGGUUCAAGUUUUGGCUGAUCUCGAUCUUGUAAUCUCAAAAUCUUACAUCUCAUCCGAUGGUGAAUGGUUCAUGGAUGUGUUUCACGUGACGGACCAACUCGGGAAUAAGCUCACCGACCGAAGCCUUAUUCUCUACAUUCAACAGGCGAUAUGUUCUAGCAGAACGGGAGGUAUAACAAAAGAGAUGCAGAGUAAUCUAAAACGUGAAGUGCAACAGCGCCACGUGUCAACAGAGCACACGGCUUAUGAGAUAACCGGAAUUGACAGACCGGGUCUACUGUCCGAGAUCUCCGCCGUACUCUCCGACAUUGGAUGUCACGUGACUGCCGCUGUUGCGUGGACCCACCACGAGCGAGCGGCGAUGGUGAUUUAUCUAGAAGACGGGUUUAACGGUGGGCCCAUUAUAGGCCCAGUAAGAAAGGCCCAAGUGAAGGAUCAUCUACUUACUGUCGUGGAGGCUCAUCACAGAGUCGGCGACGAGUCUCGGGUCGUCGUUAGUGUGGUAGAGGCUAAAGGAGCUCCGGUCGGUUGGGCCCACACAGAGCGGCGGCUUCACGAGCUAAUGUACGCUGAAGGAGACUACGAGAAUUGCUUCGGCUGCGACUGCUUCAGUGGAGACAGGUGUGAUGCGCUGUGGAGGGGAAGAUGCGAGAGGAUACACGUGGCGAUCGAAGCUUGUAAUGGUUAUUCAAUGGUGACCGUUAAGUGUAGAGACAGACCCAAACUAUUGUUUGACACGGUAUGUGCAUUAAAAGAGUUACAGUUUGUGGUGUUUCACGCCGUUGCCGGAGCUAGAGGCUCGACGGCGGAGCAAGAAUAUUUCAUAAGGAAGAAGAACGGGUGCACGUUAGAGACGGAAGGGCAAAGAGAGAGAUUAAGGCAUUGUUUGGUAGCUGCGAUUUCGAGACGCACUUCACGCGGUUCGAAGUUUGAGGUUCGGACAAAUAACAAGAUGGGUUUGUUGUCGGAUGUGACGAGAGUUGUGAGAGAAAACGGUUUGUCGAUAACGAGAGCUGAGAUGAGCACGCAAGGUGAUAUUGCGGUUGGUUCGUUUUAUGUUACGGAUGUGAAUGGUGGUGAGACGGAGUCGAAAGCGGUUGAAGCGGUUGUACGAGAUCUGGAUGUGUCAGCGGUUAAGGCGGUUGGGAUGGUGUCUAGUAGGUUGAGUUCGUCGAGUGAUACUGUGGAGCAAGACAAAGCUAAGUUGUCUAUUGGGAGAUUGUUUUGGUCGAAGUUGGAGAGAUUAUCGACGUCGAUAAGAUCGUUGUGAAGUACUGUCUAUAGUUGAUUGAUUUUAGAGGAGAUGUCUUUCUCUUUAUUCCUUGGUGGUCUUUUCUCGUGAUUGACUUUGUAAAUAUAAGCUGAACUAGGAAUAUUAAAUGGGAAUGAUUGGAUUUAGAGGUGAUAUAAUCAAACGGAAUUAACUCAACCA
This is a messenger RNA of Eutrema salsugineum, 1960 nucleotides long. Its product is annotated as ACT domain-containing protein ACR1. NCBI's taxonomy places the organism in Eukaryota, Viridiplantae, Streptophyta, Magnoliopsida, Brassicales, Brassicaceae. Bases 371 to 1798 code for a protein of 475 amino acids. The record is from RefSeq and is a predicted model, not a curated record. The transcript has 7 exons.